Messenger RNA from Cornus florida, 6433 nucleotides. RefSeq lists its product as uncharacterized. The transcript has 9 exons. NCBI's taxonomy places the organism in Eukaryota, Viridiplantae, Streptophyta, Magnoliopsida, Cornales, Cornaceae. Bases 389 to 4342 code for a protein of 1317 amino acids. The record is from RefSeq and is a predicted model, not a curated record.
UAAACCUCUGGAAGUCUUUUCCUCCUAAUUGAGAUUGUUAUAAGUGAAAAAAAAAAAAAAAAAAAAUCUUGUCUGAAGCUUUCGAAUAUAGUGUGAGAGAGAGAAGACUGAGGAGUAAUGCGAAAACCAUUGGCGUCAGCUACCAGUCAAUCCAUUUUAGGGUUUUCGUGAAUUCGAAAAAACCAAAAAGAGAAGAACAAAAGAUAAUAAAAGCAUGAAAAAACCAAAAUGCUGAUUCGGAUGUGAAUUGAAAUCGAACCAUCCAUUUCCGCAAUCGAAGAUCUCCACAUUGAUAUCGCCAAAGUUCUAGAAUACUAAAUGCGAAGAAGCAGAGUCAUUUAUAUGACGGAGGUUGGGGAAGAGAUGGUGUCAAUAUAAUUGAAGGAAGAUGAAAUCCGACACCCCUCUUGAUUAUGCUGUAUUUCAGCUAUCGCCAAAGCGCUCGAGAUGUGAAUUGUUUGUUUCUAGUGAUGGAAACACUGAGAAACUCGCAUCAGGAUUGGUGAAUUCAUUUGUGACUCAUUUGAAGGUUGCCGAAGAACAGGUGGCUUUGGCAGUUAAGUCAAUUAAGCUUGAAGUUGAAAGAUGUAAAAAUGCUGAAACAUGGUUCACAAAAGGAACACUUGAGAGGUUUUUGCUGUUUGUUAGUAUGCCAGAGGUUUUGGAACUGGUCAAUACAUUUGAUGCAGAGAUGUCUCAAUUAGAAGCAGCCCGGAGAAUAUAUUCACAGGAAGUGGGAGAUAAGUUUCCUGGCACAUUGGGUGGGGACGGAGUUGGAGCAACUGCAGCAGCUGAUUCAACAAAGAAGGAGCUUCUGAGAGCUAUUGAUGUACGGCUUGUUGCGGUUAGGCAGGACUUAAUCACAGCUUGUUCUCGUGCAGCAUCUGUUGGUUUCACCCCUGGCACAGUCUCAGAACUUCAACUGUUUGCAGAUCAGUUUGGGGCCAGUCACCUCAACGAAGCAUGCAGAAAGUUCAUAUUGCUGUGCGAGAGACAUCCGGACCUGAUCAAUUCAUGGAAAGAUGGAGCAGAAGAUCGAACCUUCCGAUCUUCAUACUGGUCGGAAAUGUCCAUCAACGAAUGCCACACCGAAGAACAACUUAGCGGGUUCCACCACUCCCAGCUCCACCACGAGAAUAAGCACCCAACAAUUCGAGAACUAGACACAAUCCAAAAACAACAACAGCAUCAUCUCAAGCAACUAAAACCCUUCAUCUGUCAUCAGCCCAAGGCCUCCACUGUCCCCAUCCUCAUACAACAUAGUAGGGAGUCGAGCAUUGACAAAGAUGAUGGCAGCGGAAAUGAUUUGGCUGCUGAGAAGUUGAAGAAAGAAGAGAGCAUUGAGACUGAGUCGUCUCAGACUUCUCAGCCUGCAAGGCAGCUUAGUGUGCAGGAUCGAAUCAGCUUAUUUGAGAACAAACAGAAGGAGAAUUCUGGUAGUGGUGGCAAGCCCCUCGUUGGGAGGUCUGUUGAACUCCGGAGGCUUUCUUCGGAGGUAUCAUCUACCCCUGCUGUCAUCGAGAAGGCUGUGUUGAGGAGAUGGAGUGGUGCCAGUGACAUGAGUAUUGAUUUGCAUGGUGAAAAGAAGGGAAUUGAGAGUCCUCUCCGCACACCCUCAUCUUCAUCAGUUUCUCAGACCAAGUCUGAUGACCGAAAGGGACUAAAUGAAACAGCAACUUCUUCAAAGCCCAAGCUCAAGAAUGUUACAGAUAGAGUUGAUGAUAGUUGUUCAAAAGAUCCAACUGAUUCUCGGGCUAGGGCUGGAGUUACUUGUGGCAGAGAAGAGAUUGGGACAAAUGCUGUUGACCUGACAGUUUAUUCUGUCAGCUCCGAUGAUGCUUUGGAGUCUGAUAAGUUGGCCUCCACUUUGGGAAGAGUCAAGAAUGAUGUUUCGAAAGAUCAAACACUUGGAAAGAUUCAAUUGAGGUCAUCUUUGGCCAGGGCUGAGGAUAACAUUUUGAAGGAUCAAGCAACUUCUGAAACCCUAUUCAAAUCUUUGCCUGGUGAGAGAACAGAGCUGUUUGGAUUGAUGGAUCAAGGGAAGUACGGUGGUUCUAUGGGCGAUGGUGAGGAGCAAGGUAGAAAGGGGCGUUUAGCUUCCAAGACACAGAUUGCUGGAUCGGAAGACCUUGCUGUUCCUUUAACCCAGUUUGGAUCUUUUGCAAGCAGGCAGAGUGACGUUAAAUCUCCCACUGUAUCUUAUGAUGCUCCACAUAGUGAAUUCAUGGACAAAGUGGAAGACGUUGGAUUGAGAGAUCACUCAGUUUCUGUAUCACGUUUUAGGAGCCCUCUGAGGACAGCAAUGGACUAUGGGCAGUUGGGUGGUGUCUCUGAUCUAAAAACUCAGGAAGCCUCUGCCUCUCAGUUUAAAGGGACUGAGGAUGAUUCAUUGGCAUCUCUGCGCCAGAGGAGAUCUUUAGCGGAAGUUAAGGAGGUUUCAAAGAAAGACUUCCCAUCAUCUGAGAAGCAACUGCAUGAUUCUAGACCACAAAGAAUGAAGUUCAAGAAACAGGUUUCUUCCUCUGAACAGAUAAAGAAGUCGCAAGGCAGGAGAGAUGAAAGGUGUUCUGAUUAUGAAAAUAGCAAGACACUCUACUCUGUUAAGAUGGUUUCAGAGGGUCAGGGGGGCUUUGGUUCGAUUCCAACGGCAUCUUUACAGCAAGUUCGGAAGGUAAGGCAUUUGAAAGGGAAACAGGAACUCAAUGAUGAACUGAAAAUGAAGGCGAAUGAGCUUGAAGACCUUUUUGCGGAACACAAACUUAUGAUUCCUGUUGAUCUGUCCAGUUCUACACAGAGAACCAGUCCUUCUGAGAUGCAGGUCGAACAGGCGGCAUGUUUACCUUACAGAAUCCCAGCAGUUGAGAUCGCUCCUGAAGAGUUGCCUGGCAAGAACAUAGUGGCUGAUCCUGCUGGUAGUUCUAGAAAUGGGGCCAAGUUCAAUGCUAGUUCAUUGAUGAAAAUGUUAGACAAUCGGGACUAUGGUGAUGCUUUGAAGCAGAAAUUUUCUGAGCUUGGUUUCUUGGAUGAUUCUAGAGGAAAAUUUUAUGGUCAAUAUAUGCAGAAAAGAGAUGCAAAACUAAUGGAAGAAUGGGAUUUUAACAGGUCGGAGAAGGAAGUCAGGAUGAAGGCCAUGCAGGAUAGCCUUGAGCUGAGUAGAGCUGAGAUGAAGGCCAAGCUUUCAGGAACUGCAGAUAGACAGGAUUCACUUUUUUGCAUUCGUCGACGGGCAGAAAGACUCAGAUCCUUUAAUACUCGGUCAUUUAUGCAGAGGGAGCAGCAGCUAUUAGAUUUUGUGAAUUGUGAAGAGAAGGAUCUAUCUGCAGAACAGAAACCUUUUGUUCACGAUAUGUCUUUUGAUGAGACAUCUUUUGGGGAUGAUGCUUGUAGAAGCAUCCAAAGUAAGAAGCUUUUACCCAAUAGAAAUUGGUCUUCAUCCACCCCUCGCACCUCAGCAGCACCAGUUGCAAGAUCAGCUGUCAAAGCUUCAAACUGCAGUUCUGGAAGGCAAAGAAUGCGAUCUGAAAAUCCUCUUGCACAGUCAGUCCCCAACUUCUCUGACUUGAGAAAAGAAAACACCAAGCCUUCUUCUGGAGUUAGCAAAUCAACAGCCCGCCCAAAUUUUGGGAGGUAUUCCUGUAGCAAAAACACCUGUGAAGAUGUAGCACUUGUCAAGGAAGAGAAACAACAGUGGUUGCAAUCAUUGAGAAAAGGUUUUGCAAGUCCUGCUGAGUUCAAGGACGCUUCCCCUAUGAACUCUGAAAGCAUUGCUUUGACACCAUUAAAAUUUGAUAAAGAGCAAUUUGAACAAAACCUCUACCACAAAUUUACAGAUAGUGUGGAGUCCAAGCCUUUUCUUGGGAAUAAUACUGGUAUAGGUCAUGGUGAUGGAGCUGGCAUUGCCAAGCUUCGGGCUUCAUUGGCAUCUAAGCCCAUAAAUCAUGAAGAAGUAUCUGAUGUGUUGGCCUUUGAGCCAGAAGAUUUUGUGGAUGUGGUCAAAGAUGAGGAUGAGCUUGAAACCAUGACAACUGACAAUAAUAUCAUGGAUAACAGAAUACCCAGAUCGAGCCAGGAAUCUUCCAAGUUGUUCAAUUCUGAGUUUGAAAAUGGUGGUGUCCUGAGAUUUUUUUCUCAGGUGGAUCGUUCUUUGGUGGCUGGAUUGCCUGCCGCUGUGCCUUCCCCUUUCCACUCUUUUUGGUCCAAACAGGAUUCACCAGGGGAAAGUCCUAUGUCAUGGAAUGCACACAUUCCUUAUUCAUUUUCUUAUCUACACGAGACCUCUGAUAUUGGUGCUUUUGCAGACUCUCCAAUUGGGAGCCCUGUAUCUGGGAAUUCACUCUCUUAAUCAGACACAAGCUGAUGCAGCCAGAAUGAGGAAGAAAUGGGGAAGUGCUCAGUAACCUAUUCUUGUUGCUAAUUUAUCCCAUAAUCAGUUCCGCAAGGAUAUGACAGAAGGAUUUAAGCGGCUACCAAAAUUUGGAAUGAAAUCUUGUGGCAGAGAGAGUUUGGUUGACUGGAUUUCUGCUACAACUUCUGGAGGAGAUGAUGAUACUGAAGAUGGAUGAGAUCACUCCAAUCAAUCAUCAAGAUCUAAGGUAAUCAAGAAUAGGAUUUUCCCAGGGGCAUCCUUCUGAUGAUAGCUGCAGUGAAAGCGAGUUAUUCAGUGAGCAAGGUGACCUUAUGUUCGUAUUUUGUUAAUUUUCAAUAUUAUUCGCGGAAAUUUGACUACAUACUUAGAUAAAAUCAAGGUUUGAGCAUCAUUCUUUUGACUGAAACUUCUGCACCAAAAACAUUGCCUGCUUUGAGCUUAUAGUCUUAUUGAAUUUAAAACACAUCAAGGGGAGAUCUUGCAGCAAGUAAUGAGGCUGCUAUUGCUGCCUCUUUCUGGCAAGACAAAGCAGGAAUUCCGAGGGGGUAAUGUCUGAAGAUGGAACAGCUAGGUAGGAGUUCCUGUGAGCCUGUUCAGUGGGGAGGUUUGGUUGGUGGUUUGGGAUGCUGAGGAAAAUAGAGCAGAUGGCGUCAAUAGUUUGGGAUAUCUAGGUGGUGGUGAUGGUGUCUAAACUAUCAGAUUGACUACUAUUGACUUCGUCCGUCAAAGAAGUUUCUAUUGUGUUCCAGAAUCAGGAGAAAAGUGGUCUGGAGUUUCUUUUCUGAUGAUUGACAGAUGGUCGUUUAGGGUUGGCUGCUCUGGGGUGCUAACACAUUAGAAGUGGAUCUGUAUUAUUGGCUUGACAAUAUACUUUUGGCGUUCCUUGUUUAGAUCAUUUGGGAGAAGCAUGUACGUGUUUUGCCAAGGUGGUGCUUGAUUUGUGUAAGCACAGAGAAGGCCAGAUUGGUGCUUUUUCAGGGAAGAGGAUCCCAGAGAUGAUCCUCAUUGCCAAUGAUGUCAACUACUGCAGAACCUUGUUGGUAGAUGUAUCUAUGACAGUUUGUGCCACCACCAUUUGGUCAUCUGCCUGCCAAUAAGGAAGAUGAUGGAAGGUGAGACAGAGGCUGAUACGUAGGCGAUUGGGCUGGACCAAAUCUCGUGUUAAUCUCGUGUUAACAGUAAAUUAGUUGCGUGAUGAGCCUUUGAAGCUAAUUGAGGAGAAAAACAGGAAGGAGUGGGCAGCUAUAAUGGGCUUUCACCCUCUGAAAGCAUGUGUUGCCAAAGUUAAAGCAAAGUAGGUUGGCUUCCUCGGAUGUUUUGUGUAUGAGAGGAUGUGUCUUAGUAAACUCCAGGGAGAGAACUAGAGGCUUGGAUUUGGCCUGGUUUUGCAUAGUGUCUGUAGAUUAAUCCCGAAUGUGCUUGAGCUGUUAGUGGUAAAGAGCAGGCAGGCAGUCUUGCAACUUGAAAAGUAGGCAGUUAUAAGCAUCUUGGUAAUGCUUGCUUUGAGGAUGCUCACCUGAAAUAUCUAGUGGAGACAAAAUGUAAUUUUUUUAGAGAGAAUUUCAUGAUUCACUAAUAACAGUAAUUUACUGAUGCCAUUGUUAAAUUAUUAAGCUUCACUUUGAUGGAAUGAUUUGAAAUGGAUUUAUAUCAAUUAUUCGGAGGAUUAUAGAACAAAUUUGGAGCAAGUAAUUUAGGUUUAAGUUUUAACAAUAUGUAUUUAUUGAUUUGAGAGCCUUAUGUGUAUGAAUCUUAAAUAAAUACUGGAUUGGCAAGGAUUUUAACUACAUAAUGAUUGCAAUAAGAUAUGUUUUCCUACCUUUAAUCUAGUAAAUCCUUGCGAUUUGGAAUCCUACUUCAAUAAACAAAUUUUUGUCUUGAGUUCAAAUCCAUUUUUCCUUUCCAAACUCCUAGUAUUUUGUCAAUUUCUUUUGUCUUUGUAACUCCAAAUUACUUCCUGUUGUAGCAUUUUGUUAGCGUAAACAUGUUUGAUUGAUUACUUACACACAACUUAGCUUAAAAAAAAAAAAAAAAAAAAAAAAAAAAAAAAAAAAAAAAGAAAAACAA